AUGCCAUCCACCAUUACAACAGUAUGUUACAUUACUGACCGACAAGAAUCCACCACAAGCAAAGCCCUUACUAUUGUUAAGGCUGCUGAAGUAAUAACUUUUUCACCUGAAGAUGUUCUUUUGGUAACUGGCAAAUUUCGGUUUGUUGAAAACUUAGAUGACGAAGGAAAAAAAUUUCCUGUCUUAAAAAUUGUUUUGCACCACGUCAUUCAAUUGACUAUCGAUCCGACCGAUUUGCCUGCAUUUCCCUUAUUAAUCAACAUGACUGCUAUUGUAGUUGAACCCUCACGAAGUGAAUCUAAUGAUGAUAAUAUUUCAUUAGUUGUGGAAACCAGAGACUUCAUGGACCAAGACCAUACUGUUCUUAAACUAGAAUGUUAUUAUCUAAAAUCAGCGCAACACCUUAUUCCUACUACCACUUCUGCAAAAAAAGGAUCAACUCUUUUCAUGAAUGAAGAACUCUUAAUUGAUGAUGACUAUACUUUUAUUGUUCAUUUUUGUAGUAUAAACUUCAUUGAACAUCAAAAAUCAAUCAAUGCAAAAAAUCUAACUGAUCUCCCAUGGCUAAGCAGAUCAAAUAAACCUCCAGUAAAUGAAUCAGGUACUGAAAAAGUUACAUACACAAUUGCUUCAAGAGUCAAAGGUGGUAGAAGAAAGAAGACGUCGACUACAGCAAGAUCAUAUCCUGGUUUAAAAAAUCACCCCAAAAUUAGUGACCUUGCUAAAAAGGCACUAAACCAAAAUCAGAGUGUUGAU
This is a messenger RNA of Dentiscutata erythropus, 756 nucleotides long. The record is from the annotation of a GenBank genome assembly. NCBI's taxonomy places the organism in Eukaryota, Fungi, Glomeromycota, Glomeromycetes, Diversisporales, Gigasporaceae.